Messenger RNA from Pisolithus orientalis, 881 nucleotides. RefSeq lists its product as uncharacterized. The transcript has 4 exons. The record is from RefSeq and is a predicted model, not a curated record. The coding region runs from base 230 to 829 and encodes 199 amino acids. Lineage: Eukaryota; Fungi; Basidiomycota; Agaricomycetes; Boletales; Pisolithaceae.
UCACAAAUGAUCUCGUUGUCAUAGUCUAUGCCAACGACGAUGCCAGUUCUCGCUUUGCAGUUGGACUUGGACACUACCUCGGUAGACCGCUGGUGUAUGUUGCCUGUGAAAAGCCCGCAAAUGGUGAGGUCCCGUGGACAGACUUCUGCAAGAAAGUUGCGCUCACCUCCCGCAAUCAAUUUGGGAUGUUCGGGUCGUCUGGUACACUGGGAGCGUGCUCACCAACGUAAUGGUUGACGUCGGGCAAUGCCCCGGUUGUUGUAUUGGGCCACGCGAAUGCACGACUGCGUCUGAUGAUCGAGAUGGUCUCGACAUGCCGGGGUUCAUGAAGACAGUUCGCAAUAUUCGUGGGUUGAAGCUAGAUGGGAAGAACGUUUGGCUUUACGAGUGUUCUGAUCAAAUGAUUGCGCUCGGCGACUAUGGCGACUAUUCCAAUGGCAAUUUCAAACCUGACGGCAACAUAUUCGAGAAUAUGCGUACACUCGGCAUCGACCCCGGGGAUCCAACUUAUCGCCCAGUGGUUUCCCGCUUAUCCGGGGAUGCGGACGUAUUGGCUCGUGAGCGGGAUCGACAUGGUUUUGCAGUGGACUCUUACCUUCAGGGUGAACAUGAAGGCCGCUCACUUCCCAACAAUCAAGGACUCGUGCUACUGCUGAAAGCCUUGUCCACGCAUCUUUCCGGAAAACAUCUGGUGACAACAAUCAUACAAUGUUCGGUUCUCAACAGAGUCGAUGGCUUGGGAGGGCGGAGGGAAUCGCGAGGUGGUGAGCAUUGCCCAAAGAUGAUAUCUUACAUUCUCUUUGAUCUUGGCAUCAGAUUCGGCAUCUAGAACCGGUGGUCACUCUACUGUCUUUGUCCCUUUAUGCACCAUUGCAAGCCCA